Molecule: messenger RNA, 1692 nt
Organism: Hyalella azteca
Lineage: Eukaryota; Metazoa; Arthropoda; Malacostraca; Amphipoda; Hyalellidae
Gene: ND-30
Product: NADH dehydrogenase [ubiquinone] iron-sulfur protein 3, mitochondrial
Exons: 7
Coding region: 67-861 (264 amino acids)
Molecular function (GO): NADH dehydrogenase (ubiquinone) activity
Source: RefSeq, a predicted model, not a curated record
GACCUAUUAUCUCUUCACCACUGCAGUCUGCACCAGUACUCCGGUAACAUCUGACAACGGGUCGAGAUGGCUGCUUGUGCCCGUCGAUUAGCGGUGUCUAUGACAAAAUAUACUUCAAACCAUGGGAUUUUCCGGUCCAUGGUACCGCGGGCGGCAGGUGUUGGAGCCUUCAGAACUUCUUCAACAACGUCUCAGACUGAUCUCCAUCCUACCAUUCGGCCUGUGAAUGCUGUAGAGCGAACUACAGUUUCUGAGUAUGGCCAGUAUGUGGCUGAGUGCCUUCCAAAAUAUGUUCAACAGGUUCAAGUCUCUGCUGGCAAUGAGCUGGAGAUUUUAAUUGCACCUGAAGGCGUGAUACCUGUGCUCACGUUCCUGCGUGACCACAUCAAUGCUCAGUACACGUGCAUUACUGACCUGUGUGGCAUGGACGUGCCUACCAGGGAGUACAGGUUUGAGGUGAUCUACAAUCUGUUGUCUGUGCGCUACAAUACAAGAAUCAGAGUCAAGACCUACACCGACGAGCUCACGCCCCUGGACUCUGCCUGCGAGGUAUUCCAAGGCGCCAACUGGUAUGAGCGGGAGGUGUGGGACAUGUUCGGUGUUUACUUCUCGAACCACCCCGACCUCCGCAGGAUCCUCACAGACUACGGGUUUGAAGGACAUCCUUUCAGGAAGGACUUCCCGCUCACUGGUUAUGUUGAGUGCCGCUACGACGACGAGGAGAAGCGUGUGGUGAUGGAGCCUGUGGAGCUGGCGCAGGAGUUCCGCAAGUUUGACCUCUCGGCGCCGUGGGAACAGUUCCCGCAGUUCAGGAAAGCUUUGGAGAAAGCUGAAGUGGACGAAGAAACCCAGCCUAAAUAAAAUAAAUUGAAGGGUGCAAUAUGAAGUCGGCGGAAAACCCGUAGCUGAAUAGACUAAAUUAAUGGAUUCAGGAUGAAAUCGGCAGAAAACCCAGCCUAAAUAAACUAAAUUAAUGGGUUUGUGAUAAAAUCGGCUUAAAACCAGUGGCUAAAUAUACUGAAUUGUUGUGUUAAGUGAAAUAUGAAGGGAUACCCGAGGCUAAAUUGUUUAAAUUACUGUGCUUGAGACUUGUUAAAUAAUUCACAGGCAUCCUUCUUUUAAAAUAUGUCAGAGGACUUUCAUUUCCUAGUGAUUUAUAUCAAAUUAGUUACACAAGGCAAUUCAAGUUCGCUAAGCAAUCACGAUGAGCGAUCCUCUUUCGUUUGUUGAAAGCAAAUAAUGAGAAUUUACUGUGCCAUUCAUUAUCUCAAAUUAGAAUAUACAUUAUGUGAAAGAACUUGACGUGUUUUGCUUUGCGCUUGCGGCUGUUUUGGGGUAAAUUGAAUUUUGCUUGAUAUUUCGAAGAUUUUUAUAUAUCUCGAUCAUUUGCUGCAGCUGGAGCAGCAUUGCUUUCCUAGACUCAGGACUAUUACCAGAGGUGCACUUAGUUUGAAAUUCUUCCAAGCAUUACUAUUCUCAAAAGUAAACUUUGUGACUUUUUUCACUUUGCGUAUUAGAUUGAAAUAUUAAUCAUUCGUUAACCCGUGCAGUGGAUGGAUAAAUUUUCCAGUGGUGUUGAACGGAAAGUCUACCUUCUCUGCUCGGAUGUUAUUUCGGGUUUAAAUGUAUGAAUCCGAUGGUAUCGGUUAUGUUAAAGAAGCUAUUUCUUGUAAAUAUAAUUUAUGUCGAUCA